AUGAAUAACGGACGGGGAGAGGCAGAAGUCCUUGCGACUUUCAACGAUGGCUACCAAUAUUCCAAAACCAAGCUCGAAGAGAGCUUGCGGCAAGUCAUGGCGCUCAAACCCACCAAGUCCUCCAAGGAUGCUACUGUCGUGAAACGAGAGGACGUCGAACUCAUUGUAAAUGAAUUAGGCAUUCCUAGGUCGCACGCCGAAAAGGCGCUCUUGGAAAGCGGGGGCGAACUCGAAAAGGCCCUUCGUGCGCUCGUUGCGAGCUGA
Messenger RNA from Suillus subaureus, 264 nucleotides. RefSeq lists its product as uncharacterized. The coding region runs from base 1 to 264 and encodes 87 amino acids. The transcript has 3 exons. Gene Ontology annotation, molecular function: protein binding. NCBI's taxonomy places the organism in Eukaryota, Fungi, Basidiomycota, Agaricomycetes, Boletales, Suillaceae. The record is from RefSeq and is a predicted model, not a curated record.